GUUCACAUCUUCAGAGCAGCAGACUUCGAAGAGCAGGCACUGGAGAUCAAGUCGGAGGGCAGAGAAGGGGAUGGAAUCUGGGAGAAGGGGAUGGAAUCUGGGAGAAGGGGAUGGAAUUUGGGAGAAGGGGAUGGAAUCUGGGAGAAGGGGAUGGAAUCUGGAAGAAGGGGAUGGAAUCCGGGGGAAGGGGAUGGAAUCUGGGAGAAGGGGAUGGAAUAUGGGAGAAGGGGAUGGAAUCUGGGAGAAGGGGAUGGAAUCUGGGAGAAGGGGAUCGAAUCUGGGAGAAGGGGAUGGAAUCUGGGAGAAGGGGAUGGAAUUUGUGAGAAGGGGAUGGAAUCUGGGAGAAGGAGAUGGAAUCUGGAAGAAGGGGGUGGAAUCUGGGAGAAGGAGAUGGAAUGA
Closterium sp. NIES-65 is the source of this 399-nucleotide messenger RNA. The record is from the annotation of a GenBank genome assembly. Lineage: Eukaryota; Viridiplantae; Streptophyta; Zygnematophyceae; Desmidiales; Closteriaceae.